AUGACUACCCGCAAGAGAAAGCAAGCCGAGGAGGAGCUCCUGGCCCUUCCUAGCGAUGAGAGCGAAGAGGAGGAAGAAUAUGAAGACUCCGAGCCUGAUGUAGAGGAAGGAAGCGACGAGGGUGAACAGGAAGAGGUGGAGGGAGAGUCUGAGUCUGAUGAAGACGAGGAAGGAGAGGAAGAACAGCCAGAACCAAAGCAAGAAGCGAAGAAAGAAGCCAAGAAAGAAGAUAAGAAAGAAGAUAAGAAAGAAGCCAAGAAAGAAGCUAAAGAGGAAGAAGAAGGCGCUCCGGCAGCCAAGAAGCGCAAGACUGUUCCUGCGCCUACUGUCGUCGAUGAGGACCAGGAGCCUGCUGAGGCAGAAGAGGUGGAAGAUAGUGCCGUCGAGACCACCGAGAAGAGUGGCCCGGGUGCCGCUGCUGUUAAGGAUAAGGGUGAUGUUGUUCCCAAGGAGUCAUAUCUGCCCGAAGUUGAGACAGUUACGAAAGAGGAGUGA
Messenger RNA from Penicillium robsamsonii, 495 nucleotides. RefSeq lists its product as uncharacterized. The transcript has 3 exons. The record is from RefSeq and is a predicted model, not a curated record. Lineage: Eukaryota; Fungi; Ascomycota; Eurotiomycetes; Eurotiales; Aspergillaceae. Bases 1 to 495 code for a protein of 164 amino acids.